AUGUCCCUGCAGAGCCGCCGGAGCCAGCUGCUGCUGGUGAACUCGCUCACCUUCGGGCUGGAGGUGUGCCUGGCCGCUGGCAUCACCUACGUGCCACCACUGCUGCUGGAGGUGGGAGUGGAGGAGAAGUUCAUGACCAUGGUUUUGGGGAUAGGCCCCGUGCUUGGGCUGGUUUUUGUGCCACUCAUCGGCUCGGCCAGCGACCACUGGCACAGCAGCUACGGCCGGAGGAGACCUUUCAUCUGGGUGCUGUGCCUGGGGGUGCUGCUCAGCCUUUUUGUCAUCCCCCACGCCAGCAGCCUGGCCAGCCUGUGUGCCCUCAACCCCCGGCCUCUGGAGAUCGCCUUCCUCAUCCUGGGCAUCGGGCUGCUGGAUUUCUGUGGCCAGGUGUGCUUCACCCCGCUGGAGGCUCUGCUCUCCGACCUCUUCCAGGAGCCGGACAAUUGCCGCCAGGCCUUCUCCAUGUACGCCUUCAUGAUCAGCCUGGGGGGCUGCAUCGGGUACCUGCUGCCAGCCAUCGACUGGGCCUUCCUGGCACCUUACCUGGGCAGGCAGGAGAGCUGCCUCUUCACCCUGCUGGCCCUCAUCUUCCUGGGCUGUGUGCUGGCCACGCUGUUCGUGACAGAAGAAGCCGCCCGGGGGGAUAUCCCGGAUGGGCCAGCGCUCAAGGACACGUCGCCAAAGCCAUCCCUGUCGUGUUGGCAGCUGGCCCGGGGGUCCUGCGUGCUGCAGGGCAGGCAGGUGCUGCAGGCUGCCAGGAACGUGUGCUCGCUGCUGCCACGCCUGCACGGGCUCUACUGUCGCAUCCCCAGGGUCAUCCGCCGCCUCUUCGUGGCCGAGCUCUGCAGCUGGAUGGCUCUCAUGACCUUCAUGCUCUUCUACACCGAUUUUGUUGGGGAAGGGCUGUACCACGGCGUGCCCAGGGCCAAGCCGGGCACGGAGGCCAGGCGUCACUAUGAUGAAGGUGUCCGGAUGGGCAGCCUGGGCCUCUUCCUGCAGUGCAUCACCUCCAUCUUCUUCUCGACAAUCAUGGACCGCCUGGUGAAGCACUUUGGGACCCGGGCAGUGUACCUGGCCAGCGUGGUGUUCUUCCCCGGGGCAGCCUUUGUCAUGUGCCUGUCCCACAGUGUCACCGUGGUCACCAUCUCUGCUGCCCUGACAGGAUUCACCUUCUCUGCCCUCCAGAUCCUGCCCUACACGCUGGCAUCCCUCUACCACCACGACAAACAGGUAUUUCUGCACAAAUACAAGAGGAAAGAGGAGGAAGAUGCUGCUCUGCUGGACAAGAAAUCCACCUUCUCCAAGGGGCUGCUCUCCAGCCAGAAGCUGCCUUACCAGAACGGCCACACUGGGAGCCUCUUCUCCUCUUCCUCUUCCUCCUCCUCCUCCUCUUCCUCCCCUCCAGCCGUGUCCAGCUCCUCUCUGUGCGUCCCCUCCUCCUGCGACGUCUCCCUGCGGAUCGUGGUGGGGGAGCCGGAGCUGGGGGCUCCUGGCAGAGGGAUCUGCCUGGACCUGGCCAUCCUGGACAGCGCCUUCCUGCUGUCCCAGGUGGUGCCCUCGCUCUUCAUGGGCUCCAUCGUGCAGUUCACGCAGUCUGUCACUGCCUACAUGGUGUCAGCUGCUGCUCUCGGGCUGGUCGCCAUCUACUUCGCUACCAAAGUUGUUUUUGACAAGGGUGACAUGGCCAAGUACUCGGUGUGACACGGCUGGGUGGCAGAGCCAGCUGCGUGUGAGCCCACAGGGUCAUUUGUGGGGUUGCCUGGUGUGGCAUUGCUGUCCCCAAGCUGCUGCUGUCACCCCCCGGGGGUGGCUCUGGGGCUGGGGGCAGCGCGGGGUUAAUCUCAGGUGUAAAUAAGAGGCUCUGGGGCUUCGUGCUCAGGGCCAGAAGUGCUUUCCAAAGGUGCCUUCAGCAGAGGGGAGCAGGGCACAGCAGCACCAAAGGGGCUCUGCAGGGGGGAGAAGGGAAUUGGGGUGGUCACGGGUCGAGGGGAUCCAUCCCUGCCUCUGCUCUCCUCUCCCCCUGCUUGGUGCAGUUUUUACCCAAUUUCUUGAGCAAUAUUUCAGCAAAUGGGGCGCUGGGAGGAGAUUUCCUGUGGAAAAAAAAAUAAAUAAAAAGGCAGCGAGGUGGUUGAGGUUUGGCUGUGGGGGUGCCCAGGUGCACACCCACAUUUCUACCCUCCUGUCCUUCCCCCACCUCCAUCCAAAACCAUCCAGGAGAAAAGUUACUGUGCCUUGUUUUGGGAAAAAAAACAAGGAACAUCCCAUUAGGACCAGUUCCAAAAGGUGACUUAACCUUUACCU
Sturnus vulgaris (Common starling) is the source of this 2301-nucleotide messenger RNA. It is a transcript of the gene SLC45A3, whose product is annotated as solute carrier family 45 member 3. Gene Ontology annotation, molecular function: sucrose:proton symporter activity. NCBI's taxonomy places the organism in Eukaryota, Metazoa, Chordata, Aves, Passeriformes, Sturnidae. Gene Ontology annotation, biological process: transmembrane transport. The record is from RefSeq and is a predicted model, not a curated record. Gene Ontology annotation, cellular component: membrane.